CAUUUGUACUAGCUGUUGAAAGACGUCGAAAAAUAGUGAAAAUAUACCAAUACAAAUUGACGAUUGACGAAGGACCUGACUCUGUGGUUAAAAUCUGUGGUUUUGAAUUUUUUUAAAGAACUAAAAUGAGACACAGUUGAUUGUGAUCCGUGUCGCAAUGGAAAGAACAGACAGUGCCAGCACUGGCAUGGCAUCUCUUGUGGAGAUGUAUGAGGAACAUUCGGAUGAAGAAAAUAGUCCGGAUGCCCCUUCUGCAGUUGACAAUAUUUCAGACGAAGAUGAAGUCGACAGGGAAUCAUCAUCUCAUAGUUCGAGACCGCCAUCAAGACCAAUAUUUGAAGACGAAAGUGCAGUAUCAUCACCUCUUUCUAUUCCUGCAAAACCUGCCUUAAAAAGAAAAACUACCAGACUGGUUUCAUAUGGCCCAGAUGUGGAUGAGGAGGAAGGAGAUAGUGAUGAGGACUCGACCCCAGAGGAGGAGGGGGAGGAGGAGGACACAGUAGGAUCGGAGGCCAUUAUCGUUGAUAAUGACAUUAAACCAGAAGAGCCUCUGGACGCUGAUCAAGCCUCAUCCCUAUCUCGCAGUGUACAAAACAAAACAGCAGAUGAAAUAGAACUUCCCGCAGAACCCCCAGGAAAGUGCUCCAAAGCUCUCCAGGAUAAAAUUUCCAAAUUGUACGACAAAAUGCAAAAUCAGGGAUUAAAUUUGAAUUACAUGAACAAUAACAUAAAGCAAAGGAAAAACUACCGCAAUCCCAGUAUUUAUGAGAAAUUAAUAGAAUUCUGUGCUAUAGAUGAGAAGGGAACUAACUAUCCCCCUGAAAUAUUUGAUCCUCAUCAGUGGGGAAAAGAAUCUUUUUAUGAUGCUCUGGACAAAGCACAGAAAACAGAGAUGGAGAAAAGAGAAAAAGAGAGAAAAGACAGAACGAAGAUAGAGUUUGUAACAGGGACAAAAAAAUCAAGUUCCGAUGGAGGACCAGAUGAAAAGAAGAGAAAAAGUAAGUGGGACUCUCUACCACAGGUAACAGGAACUAGGCCGGGGGUCGUAAACCCCCAAGUGGUAGUCUCUUCCCUCACAAUAACAGCGACCGGCACCAAGACAACAGUCAUUCCUGCCGUGGGCAAUAUCACAAAGAAAACAAAGUCCUGAUACGUCUUUAUUCCAAGAGCUGAAUUGUUGAGUCAAGGAAAACAUUAAAAAUAAAACACAGUGAAUAAAUGAGUGUCAUCAGCAGUGAGCUGCAGGGUGAAGAAUAUGACCAGUUUUGAUACUUUAGAUUUAUUUUUGUUUCGUUUCGGAAAUCUGAAGUUAACAGAACAUUUCAUUUCUAAUUCUGGACUGUCAGGAUGGUGAAACUGUGUAAAAUAAUUGUGGUCAUUCAUGCAACUUUAAUUAUCAACAUGAUUUCAUAUUAAAAUUUCAUCACGUCACUGUCUGAAUUUGAUUGCUGGACAUCUGGUAGUAACUGAAAAAAGUGCCGACAUUGAAAAUGAAGUGAAUUAUCACGUAAAUUAUAUCAUAUCACUCAAACUUCUUGAUUCCACUCAAGUAUUGGUCUUUAUCAGUGAAUCCUUCUCAUGUGGAAUAUGGAAUAAAAUUUAUAUUAUUGCUGCA
This is a messenger RNA of Saccostrea echinata, 1615 nucleotides long. RefSeq names its product SAP30-binding protein-like. Gene Ontology annotation, biological process: regulation of DNA-templated transcription. Gene Ontology annotation, cellular component: nucleus. The transcript is spliced from 10 exons. Bases 158 to 1150 code for a protein of 330 amino acids. The record is from RefSeq and is a predicted model, not a curated record. NCBI's taxonomy places the organism in Eukaryota, Metazoa, Mollusca, Bivalvia, Ostreida, Ostreidae.